ACUAAUUCAGUGGGGAAGCUUAUGUUGCAAAUCUCUGCAAAGUAACUUUGCAAAAGUAGAAUCAAGGGGUUCCAGGUAGUUUCUCAGUGGUGCUAAAUCACGCAUGCUUAUUUUAAACAUGAAUAGGAUUUUUUUUUUUCUUUCUGUUUUUCAUUCCUACAAACAUUCCCUGAUCAGAAAGUGAAGCUGGGUUCUUCUUGCUCACACAUCCUUGCCCUCUGCAGCACCUCAGAGACACCUGAGCCAUCUCUGUCUUUGAAUCAUGCAGUCACUAACACUUCUAACUUUGUCUUUAGUGCAGCUCUACAGCUAUUAUUGACUGGAGCUCAGUGGGUAAUUCUGAUGGAAAUACGCAAUGUAGAGCAAGCUGUGCAUUCUGCUGUCUUCACUGUAUUGUCUUCACGCUGUUAACAGGAGCAAAAAGCCAUCCACCCAUUUUGGAUGCUAAGCAGAAAUUUUGGUCACAUAGGGGGAAUUUCUCUUAACUGAAAAAGAACCAUUUUUAUAUGAUGACUUUUCAGAAUAGAAGUACACGUUAAGAUGAACUUCAAUCUGCGUGGGAGUGAAAGUACGUGACUAAAUCGAUGCUUUAUUCACUAAGCCAUGUGUUCCUCAUGAGGAAAGGGACCCACUGCUGUAGUAUGUGCUAUAGUAAAAUCUUUUGUUUGCAGUGUUUGUAUUCACAGUCCACAAUUUUAGUAGCACUCUGCAGGGUCCUUCUUGCCAUCACAUUAAGCAGUGCCAAGGGAAUUGCUAAUAGGCCCUUAACAAUAAAAAUGACAGAUGUGUCACUGAAAAUACCACUGGGAUAUAGAGCGGAGCUUUGCUUUUCAAAAAACUAACAGCAGCGAACUUGGAAAGAUUCUCAAAUGUUGUUUUCCCCAAUAUUUGAAAUCCAUAUUUAAAAAAAAAUUGAUGCUUUCAAUACAGUACUGCCUGGUCUUGUUUGGGUUCUUAUUUUUCUAGGUACAGAUUGGCUAGCUCCACGUUCACAAAAUGAAAAUAGCCAGUUUACACACACAAGCAACACUGUUUGGUUUAAUUUUCCUUGGCAUUUCUAUGGCUUGUUCAGGGAGCAUCUAGUGUUUCCAGAACUUCCUGGGGUUUCAGCCUGUAAGAAAUCCAAGGUUGUAUUUCCAGCUGUUUUACCAAGGUGGUUCUUUAUUUGAAAUGAUCAGAGAAGCCUGCUGCUAUUUGCUUGUCCUCCUUCACAGAGGAGCAUGUCUGUCCUGUUUGCACCAAUCCAUUCCACUCCACAUUCUCCCUCCAGCUUUGGGGCAGUGCAUCAGGUUACAAGGCCCAUGUUAGAAAAAGGUCAGCAGGGUAAUGUUGUUCCUAUUCUUCUACCAGAACCAGCAUUCAAGGUCCUUGUUAUGGAACAGACUUGCUGCUGGCAAGAGCAUGGCUGCUUCACUGGCUUCCAGUUCACCCUGCUCAGUCGGGAAGAUAUGUUCUUUAUCUUCGUCAGCAAGCCAGUGAGGGUGAGGAAAGGUGGAUACGAGGUGUCAGCCUUACUAAAGGCAGCAGACAUACCUAAUAGGUGUAAAUUGGCUUUCCUCUUCUGACAUCUCUUGGGUCUCUGUUCAUUUUUUUUUUUCCAGAGCUCUUUUUUUUCUUCCAACCUAAUGGAUGGCACUUGCAAGCAGUGGGGUCAGUUCUUUUCCAGCUGCUUUCUUUGACAGCUCGGUGUCAUUUCUGUGUUAACAUCCCUGAUCUCUCGGGCAGCGUAGCAGUCACACAUGAACCUGGGAAGCUGCUGUGUAAGAAGGUCUCUCUGAGUGCUAAAUGCUUCUUGUUUCUAAUGUGAACGCUGGCCAGGUGCCUCAGAGAUCCACUUGCAGCAGUGUAACAUGCUUCUGGGUGCCUGAGUGUUUCGAUUUGUUUGAUGUAAGGGUGGUGUUUUUUGUCCCCCUUCUUCCAAGCCUGUUCCAAAUGCAGGAUUAUUUUCUUUACUAUUUUUUUUUUUUUUUUUUUUAAUCUUUUCUGGUUCACCUCUCAAAAACCAGCAGCAGGUAAUUCUAGAAAGUGGGUGAGAGAUGCUGAUUUUUCUUCAGCCACAGUCCCAAGCAGAGAUCAGUUCUUCUGGGCUUUAGGGUGCGAGCAAUGAAGAGAGUCUGUUGUUUUAAUGAGACACCCAAAGGCCUGUGUGCUGUCUGCCUAGCACUGCCGGACCUGCUGGAUUUUGGGGCACCUGAAUUGAAGCUGAAGGAUAAGGGCUGCUGUCUUGCAGAGCAGGCUUGCUGCAGCCAUCGCAGAGGGGCGAUAACCUGCCCCAGGGACUCAUUUUUAGAUCUGGAAGGCUGCCACUGCAGGGGCUCCCUUUCCAUUCUCGGGAGAUGCUGUCGUUCUUUUGGCUUCUGCUUCAUCCAGUCUCAUUUUCUAUCCCCAGCUGGAAUGGGAGACGGGAGCGGCUGAGGAACAUGAGCUUGGAGCUUCCUGCUUUCACAGCCUUGCCUACAAAAUAGUCUCUGAAAUUGGCUCCUGUCCUACAUGGCAUGUUAAAAAAAGAUACCCACUAAUGGUCACCUUGAAACCAACAGGAUUCUGGAUGGAGACAUUUUUCUAAUGCUCUCUUGGGUUUAUUGUUGCUCUGUGAACCCAGCCAGUACCUGGAGCAUAAGAACAUAUUAAUUGUUCAGCUUUUAAAGGCCUGGUUAGGAAAUGCAGAGGACAGUGCACAUUGACAGGGCCCAGCAAUUCACAUAUUUCAUUUCUCAGCAUGUGAGAGCAGGAGAAAUGCAGGCGCGGGGUGGAAGCUGGUACUGCAGCUUCUGUACAGCAGCCAGACUGCAGUUAGCACCAGCUCGCAUCUCUGAACCAUGGCUGCUGGCCUACACAUCUAAUUAGAGAUGCUUCUGUACCUUUUAUUUUUGGUGGAGACUGUGCUCUCUGCUUCCCAUGCUAGGUAAAACCACUGAGAAGGAGGACAUGAGCCCAGCUCUCCAUGGACACUUAAUUUUCUUUUUCCCCCCCAUCAUCUGGUUUAUGGAUCCUCUUGGGGAGAAACUUGAGAGGGAUCCUGUCUGACGACACGUGAGCAGCAUUGCCUCCCACGACUUUGUCAUGGCAACCAGCUAGUUCAGAGAUUUGUAUGGUGGGACACACUGCCGUGGCUGGAAAGAUGUCUGCACGCUCUCCCUCCCCACCCACCCACUUCUACCAGCCUGCAGAGUCUGUCUGCAUCUGCUCAGGAAAGCCAGCUGCAGGGGAAGCGGGGGGAGACAGAGCACUGUGUGAGAGAUGCUGUACUCCUUCAAAUGCCUUCUUUUCACCUAAUUAAACCUCUGCAGGACACAGACUUUUACCAGAGCUUUGGCAGUGCCUUGCAUUUGUUUCUCAAAGAAUUUUCCAGGUUAGGAGUUUGGGCAGGACUAGUUUUUCCUGCUCAAAACCAGCACUAAAAUUAAUAGGAGGUGAUGUGAGCAAAGCAGAUGGGUCUCGCGCUGGAUACCCUCCUGUACAAAGACUGGUGGAAGCUCUGACAUUGGUGGAGUUACGCCUGAUUCACAGCAGUGAGAACAAGAUCAGAAUCAGGCUCAUGACAUGCCGGUGCUCUGCAUUCAAGAGAAGGCUUCUCUCUCUCUCUGUCUGCCUCUGUGUCUCUAGGCAGCUCGACGGGAUGGGUCUAUCUGGAAUGGCAUGAAGUGGUGACCUAAAUGAAGACACCCUGGAGUCGGAAAAUGCAGCUGCUGCAGCUGCAGCUGCCUUCACAGCAUCUGCACACCUGAAAGAAGCCGUCUUAGUGAAGAUGGCUGAAGAGGAAGACAGCUUGGAGGCAGAGAUUGUUUAUCCCAUCACCUGUGGAGACAGUAAAGCCAACCUGAUAUGGAGGAAGUUUGUGUGCCCCGGUAUCAAUGUGAAGUGUGUGCAGUAUGACGAUCACCUUAUUAGUCCCAAAGAAUUUGUCCACUUGGCGGGCAAGUCCACCCUGAAGGACUGGAAGCGAGCAAUCCGGAUGAAUGGGAUCAUGCUAAGGAGGAUCAUGGACUCUGGGGAGCUGGAUUUCUACCAGCAUACCAAGGUCUGUUCGAACACCUGCCGCAGCACUAAGAUUGACCUGACUGGAGCCAGGGUGUCCCUGACCAGCCAGACAUCAACGGAGUAUUUUCCUCUCACUCCUGCCUCUGCAGAUGUAAAUGGAUCUCCUGCGACGAUCACCAUAGAAACUUGUGAGGAAGCCACCGAUUGGACCACUACCAUUGGAGAUGACACAUUUGCUUUUUGGCGAGGCCUGAAGGAUGCGGGCCUGCUGGAAGAAGUCAUCCAAGAGUUUCACCAGGAGCUUGUGGAGAACAUGAAAGGCUUACAGCAGCGAGUCCAGGAUCCCCCCUUGCAGCUCAGCGGUAAGACUGUGGUUGCAGGAGCUAAUGCAGUCUUACUCAACAACAUUGUCCAGAACUUUGGCAUGCUGGACCUAGUAAAGAAAGUUCUGGCUAGCCACAAAUGCCAGAUGGACCGCUCGAGAGAACAGUACACACGGGAUUUAGCAGCUUUGGAGCAGCAGUGUGACGAGCACCGCAAGCGGGCGAAGGAGCUCAAGCACAAAUCGCAGCACCUCAACAACGUGCUGAUGACUCUGACGCCAGUCUCUGUCCCUGCGCCUUUGAAACGCCCCCGGCUGACGAGGGCCACGUCGGGGCCAGCUGCCAUAACUUCGCAAGUCCUGUCCCAGUCUGCCCAAAUCGCUGUUGCCCCAGGAGUGCCAAUUUCUCAGCUUGCCAGCCUUCCUCUCAGCAAAGUGGUGUCUGCCCUUCCGACAUCUGUGCUUGGGAAAAGCACGUCUCAGACUUCUGCAGUCAGCUCCCCUGCCUCGCCCCUAUUGGGGGGAUACACUGUACUGGCCUCGGCAGGCUCUAGCUUCCCCAACGCCGUGGAGAUCCAUCCUGACGCUUCCAACCUGACUGUCCUCAGCACGGCCGCCAUACAGGAUGGCAGCACUGUGGUAAAAGUGGUGAGCCCGUUCCAGUUGCUCACCUUACCGGGACUAGGCACUGCCAUACAGAACGUAACACAAAUGGCUCCCGGUGGGAGCACAAUUGUGACGGUGCCAUCUAGUGCGGUUGAAGGUGCAACAGCAUCAGACGAACACACCACAACCAUUGAGGUGACCACAGUGGCAGAAGAGUCGGAGCAGAAAUGAAAGGGGAACUCGCCUGGAGGGACUGUUUCUGUGACAUAGUCUGGGUGAAGCUGUCUUUUUCUGUCUGUAUUGAGAGAAGAAGGAGCAGCGUAAAGAGGGCACAGGGAAAUGAGACUUGGAGAACGGCUAAUAUUGGUAAUAACAAGGUGCGAUCAGAGGGAGGAACCCCCCUCCAAAAAGGAUGAAAAGGGAAGGAUGAGAAUUGCAUUGUUCUGGUUUAAGUUCAAAAAGUUCCUCCUCUGCUUUUCAGGAAUACAUUAUUCCAUGCCUCGCUCACCAGCUCGGGAUUGUCUCCAGACAUCCUGGAGCAGAGAGGGUUAGAGGAACAGGGACGGGCAGGGCCACAGCACAGGGCAAUGAACAGAAAGUAGCAAAGGUUAAGAAAAUACCGGCCAUUGAGCAGGCAAGUACCAGGUGUAGCUCCAGAAGCUGAGGGCCGGUGGCCAAGGUGUAUUUCUGGGGUCUGGCAUCAUUCAAUGACUACAUGAGUCCCAGGGAGCAUCUGCUACUGCUCUUUCCUAGGAGAGGGCAGGCUGGGAGGUCGGUGUCUGGGCAGAGGGCCAGUACAGGGCACGCAGCUGAAUUCAACAGAUGGUUACUUCUAAGAGGCGCAUGGCAGUGAAGUGAAAGCAGCCUUGGACCAGGGGAGAUCCUCUAAUGUACAGCAGUCACAGGGCUGAUGCAGGUGACCCUUGUUGUUGGUUUCUGCACAUGACAUUGGAUUGGGACAGUUUAAAACACCAUAUGUCAGUAUUACCUGAUGGGAAGCCUCCUCCCUGUGAUUAAGAUGCUGGGUUCCCGCAUCUGAUCAUAGGGGUGGAGGAGGGAGAGUAGCUAGGAGGGUUUGAUUCCAUCCUGGGACGAGAGAAAUCCACAGAUGUGGAAAAUCUGUAACCUCUGAGGAUUAAGGUCCGCGUCCGUUUUCUCCCACAACCUGUACUUUCAGUUUGGGUUUGGUUUUUGUUUUGUUUGCUUUCUCUUAAAGCCAAUCUUGCAGCUCUCUGGGUUGCGAAGGGGGUGUGUAGUGAGAAGGAUCAGACUGUUGAACCUGCAGAGGUACUCAUUAAACAGCAGCACCCAAAGGUGUUUCAACUUCCUCCACUUCAGCAGGGUGUGAACGCUGAAACCUAAAUGUCAUCACGCCCACGCUGAUUCUCUGCUCAGAAGCGUCCAGCCACGAGCCUUACUGAUGUGGCUGCACGCUGUUGUCCUUUCCCAUUGUGUUGGAAAGAUGCUUUGUGGCUGCAAGAUUUGAGAGGUGCCAUUAGAAUAUGCGGUUCUCGAAUAGUCUUUUGAUUAUUCAGUUCGCUCGGAGUCUUGCUACUGUCCUCAAUUUAAAAAAGAAAAAAAAAAAAAAGAAAAUGCCAGCGUCCGUACAUAAGGAGCUGUUUUCACCAUCUCCAGCAAAAAGGGGUUGAAGCGUGGGUUUUCUACAAGCUCAGUUUGCCAGCGGCGGCAGCAGCAACAGGUCACUUUAAUAACCUAAUAAAUAUUUUUUUGAAAGAGU
Molecule: messenger RNA, 6647 nt
Organism: Alligator mississippiensis (American alligator)
Lineage: Eukaryota; Metazoa; Chordata; Crocodylia; Alligatoridae
Gene: GMEB2
Product: glucocorticoid modulatory element binding protein 2
Exons: 9
Coding region: 3749-5140 (463 amino acids)
Biological process (GO): positive regulation of transcription by RNA polymerase II
Cellular component (GO): nucleus
Molecular function (GO): DNA-binding transcription activator activity, RNA polymerase II-specific; RNA polymerase II cis-regulatory region sequence-specific DNA binding
Source: RefSeq, a predicted model, not a curated record